Messenger RNA from Caenorhabditis elegans, 946 nucleotides. It is a transcript of the gene pas-1, whose product is annotated as Proteasome subunit alpha type-6. Gene Ontology annotation, cellular component: nucleus; proteasome core complex, alpha-subunit complex; proteasome core complex. Lineage: Eukaryota; Metazoa; Nematoda; Chromadorea; Rhabditida; Rhabditidae. The record is from RefSeq and is marked reviewed. Gene Ontology annotation, biological process: ubiquitin-dependent protein catabolic process; protein catabolic process. The transcript has 3 exons. Bases 1 to 741 code for a protein of 246 amino acids.
AUGUCUCGUGGAAGCAGCGCCGGAUUCGAUCGUCAUAUUACCAUCUUCUCUCCAGAAGGACGUGUUUAUCAGGUCGAGUAUGCCUUCAAAGCAAUCAACUCUACCAAUCUGACGGCUGUCGCAGUCAAGGGAGCUGAUGCAGCUGUCAUUGCCGUUCAAAAGCGUGUUCCAGACAGUCUCAUCGUCGCUGAUACCGUCACUUCGGUUUAUCAAAUCUCUCAGUCUGUUGGAUGCUGCGCCAUUGGAAUGAUCCCGGAUGCUAAAUUCCAAAUCAAGCGUGCACAGGGAGAAGCUGCUAGCUGGAAGUACAAGAACGGCUACGAUAUGCCAUGCGAGCUUCUCGCCAAAAAGAUGGCUGAUCUCAACCAGUAUUACACACAAAAUGCGGAGAUGCGUAGUUUGGGAUGUGCUCUUUUGUUCAUUUCCUACGAUGACGAGAAAGGACCAGAAGUUUAUCGUGUUGACCCCGCUGGAUACUACCGUGGUAUGAAAGGAGUAUCUGUUGGAGUGAAACAACUUCCAGCGACCUCAUUCUUGGAAAAGAAAAUUAAGAAGAAGUCCGAAUUGACAUCCACAGAAGCUAUUGAACUCGCCAUUGAGGCUCUUCAGACUUCAUUGGGAAUCGACGUUCGUUCCAAGGAUCUUGAGGUUGUCGUUGUCACCAAGGAUAACUCCAAAUUCACCAAGCUAACCAGCGAUCAGGUCGAACAUCAUCUCAAUCAAAUCGCCAACCGAGAUUAAAUAUUCAUCGACCUUUGUAUUUAAAUAUUUCCCGUUUCAAUUGAUCCGGUACCCAAAUUGAAUUAAAUACCUGGUUUCCCUUUUCUAAAUUUAUUUAUUGUUUUCUUUACUCCCUGUUUCUCGGUCUUUUUUAUCAUUGCCCUCCGCCCCUUUCUCUUUUGAAACUAUUUAUUUAUCACUAAAAAUCAUGAUAAAAUGAUUUUUG